AUUUUGUGGGUGGGUGAAUGUGAUGCGUAUUUUGGACUCUCCUCCUUCUCGCCGGCAGACUUAAGAAACGAAUCAUCGGCACAAGUUUAGACAGAAAGAGAGAGAGAGAGAGAGAGAACCAUCUUACUUACUUCUUUCUUUUUGUCUUCUUCUCCUCGGGUGGUUAGAGACAAUGGAGACUGAAUACGACCAAGUUCUUCACUCCGUUGCUCAUGUUAAAAUCGCUGACCAGACCGGUGAUUCCCCCGAUGUGAACCAAGAAGAGGACGGCGUAAAGGUUUCGUGCUUCACUGAAGUUCUCGAUGACGUCACUCUUCACUUCCAGAUCAUCCGUCUCGCAAAACAGAUAUAUGUAUGGAUCGGUUACAAUUCCGCCAAAUUUGGGAAUCUUUACGCAGCCGCUUCAACCCGACCGAGUAAUACAGUAAGUGUUACUUCCGUACUUGGUGGAACAUCUGAUAACACUGGGUCUGGCAUUGCCCGUAGAUUAGUGAUGAAGACUGGUCUCAAUAUAAUCAUGGCUUGCAACAUCCCUAAAAACAAUCCCUUGCUCGAGGCAAAAGCUGAGAAAAUGUUGAUCAGAAAAUUGAUUGAUCUUGGUUACACAAUGCCAACACCUUUACGAGCAACAUAACCGGAAGAGGGAAUCGUUUUAGCCAGUUUCUUCAGUUUGUUUCUCCUUUUUUUCCGGUUUAUUUACAGAAUCUUGAUGAUUGUUGGGUUAUUAAAUGAUGUCAAUUAUCCUUAGUACCA
This is a messenger RNA of Raphanus sativus (radish), 753 nucleotides long. RefSeq lists its product as uncharacterized. The coding region runs from base 173 to 634 and encodes 153 amino acids. The record is from RefSeq and is a predicted model, not a curated record. Gene Ontology annotation, biological process: proteasome assembly. Lineage: Eukaryota; Viridiplantae; Streptophyta; Magnoliopsida; Brassicales; Brassicaceae. The transcript is spliced from 6 exons.